GUCUUUGAUGAGUGUAAUAAAUACAACUUCACUAAAAUUCUGCUUCCCCACACAAUCCAAAACACUGAUCGAGAGAGAGAGAGAUGGGUAGUAGCAGCAGCAGCAGCAGCAGCAUCGCACCUGAAGAAGGAGAUGCAGUGCGUGUGAAUGUGAGCCGACUGCCUGGGUUCGGAUUUUCCCCAACUGAUGAGUUGCUGGUCAGCUACUAUCUGAAGAACAAGAUAGAGGGGACGGACUCCCAUUUCCGCCACGUCUUCCCUGAAAUCGAUCUCAGCAAGUACGAGCCCUGCGAUAUUCCUGCAUUCGUCCCAGAAGUUAAUGAGAAGGAGUGGGUCUUCUUCACCCACCCCAAAUACAAGGACACCAACAGCACUCGCCGCGACCGGCUCACGCAUCAAGGCUAUUACAAGAUCACAGGAGAUGAGCGGGAGAUCAGGGCCGAAGAAUCCAAAGCUGUGAUUGGGAAGAAGAUUAUUCUGACCUUCCACGAAGGUCGUGGACCAAAAGCAAAGAAGUCCGAUUGGGUAAUCCAUGAGUAUUAUUGUACAAACACUGAGGUGGGUUCUAAACCAACCAAGCAGAUGGACUUUGUCCUCUGCCGCCUGAAGAACAAGUCAGCUAGUUAUAAGAAGCCGAAGGUUGAUCCAACCCGCGGCGAAUUAGCCGAUUCAGCUGCAAACCCGGAAGAUGAUCAAGCUGCUGCAAGUGAUGUGAUUGCAGGGCCAGUGGAACAUCUGGGAUACGAAGAGCUAGGAGAUGUUAAUAGCUCUGAGUCUCCAGACGGUUCUUGUCCUAUAAACUGGAAUGACAUUUUGACCUAUGUUUAUGGUGAUGAUGAUCCAGCUGCAUCUGAUAUGUUUCAAGAGUUGUGUUCUGCGUUGGGAGAGAUUCCGAAUUCAACCUCUCAGCCGCCGCAGACACCACAACCACAUCAGCCACCGCAUCCACAUCAACCACACGAUUACUACCCCUCCACACAUCAGCCACCUGAGUAUAUUAUUUCAACUAAUGAUCCCAAUGAACCAGUUAGCAAACCUAAUGGUGUUCAAGAUCUUGCUACAGAUGAAAUGAUUCCAGAGGAUUGUUUUCUUCCAGAUGAAUUUAUGGGUCUGCUGUUUGAUCCGUUACAAGAUUACUUGCCGCUGUCACCAAUGAACAUGGAGCCGGGAGAUGGUGUGCAUCCCAAUUACUGUAUUGGAUGCACUGAUGAGUUGCGAUCUCUAGAUGAUAUGGAGAUUUAAACUCUUUUCCCAUUAGGUUCUUGAUUUAUCAUUGUUGACCAGGAUUAGUAAUUAGUAUCCUGGUAAGAAACAACGUACCCUACUUUUAGUGACUCUAAUCUACCAAGAGUCACAAGCACGAGUCUAAGAUAGCAACAGUAACAUAGGUUUAGUUGGUAUUAGUUACUCUAGAAUAGCUAGUGAACAACAAGAUUUAAUUAUCGAAAAAUAGCAAGAUCUUAAUUAUCGAAAACAGCAAUAUGGGACUUGUAAACCCCAAGAACUCUAGCAAAAGUAAAACAUCACCCUUAUCUGCAUUUCAGGAACUUUAGGCAUUAGAAACUUCUUUUCCUAGUUCUGGUCGAUUAUGUCCAUGACAACCGAUGUAGGUUACCUAAGCCUAUUCUUGUCCUUUUUGGCCGUUUUUAAGCAUUCCCUAGUUUUAGAAACUGCAAAGCUUGUUAGGUGAGCCUGUUAGUUCAAAUUAACAGCAGCAAAACCAGUAUUUGAGAUUUCAACUGGAAAUCUCUCUCCAACGAGGUGUCCAGAUGAAGCAAAGAUGUCUCUUCUCAGAAGCAGUUGUUUGGAGACCGCGACUCUCCUAGAACUACAAAUAAUCCUCAGCAAAAUUGUCGUUUAGUAUUGUGCUGUCUUCAUCAAAAGUCAUGUACCUCAACAAGAUCGUCUUCAAUCAUCGUUCAUUCGUGUCUAUCCACUGGGAGUUGCUCCGAGAAGAAUCCGACUGCAAAGCUGUAUCACACGACAAGGUCAGGGAAGCUGCAGAGUAUUGCAUUGCUCUUCAUCUGCCCCGGAAGAAAACAAAAACCGAGUCUUUGAAGCAUACAGUUUUGAAGCAGGCAUCUAUAGGGUUCUUUCAUUGAAGCAUCUCCUUAAAACCACUUAUAAAGUCUCCCCGAUGGGGAAUGGUAUUGUUACUUCGAUACCAAGUUCUAGUUCUAGCCUCAUGCUCAGGCUUUCGUUCCACAGUCGUUUAUUCUGGAAAUGGCGUUAUACAGGAUCUGCCGCAACAUGGCUGCUGGAGUCCCAAAUAUAUUACAAUAACCAGACACUAAAUGGUGAUGUACUGGUUGUUGGUAUUGAAAUUUGAGCUUCCAUCCCUAAUGGAGUAGCAAUUACAAUCAUUAUCAAAAUCUGAUGAUUAUGAUUGGUAUAAUCCGUUGAUAACCUUCAGAAUUAAACACCCAUCUUAUGUAAAUAUUGCUUUAAUUAUUUUCCCUGUAUCAGCUGCUGCGUUCCUGUGCAGCAUUUCUGCUUUUCCUGUACUCCUUUCAUGUUGUAUUGUUGUUAAUGUUGUUUAUUUAGAACCCUUCAAUUUCAGUGGAAUUUUGUGGUUAUAUUC
Molecule: messenger RNA, 2580 nt
Organism: Malus domestica (apple)
Lineage: Eukaryota; Viridiplantae; Streptophyta; Magnoliopsida; Rosales; Rosaceae
Product: NAC domain-containing protein 22-like
Biological process (GO): regulation of DNA-templated transcription
Molecular function (GO): DNA binding
Source: RefSeq, a predicted model, not a curated record